ACAUGGGAAAACAACAAUUGAACUUGAUAAGCUUCAUUGAUAAGCCGCUUUGUUCGUCUCAAAACAGUAAUGGAAGCUGAACUUAAAACGCUGCUCUCCCGAAACGCCGUUCCGAUUGUGGAUCUGGAGAACUGCGUUGAUGGCGUGGCUGAUGCCGUGGCCCAAAAGCUAAGGAAGGCUCUGUCAGAGCAGGGCUAUGCUUUGCUCAUAAACCACGGAAUUUCGAAUAAAAAGAUCAAGACUGCCUGGGACUAUUUCGAUGGAUUUGUGGACUUGCCAGAUGAGGUUAAGGCAACCUACGAACGCACCAAGGCUCCGGAUGGGGAAAACCACGGUUAUGUGAGUCCCGGAAUGGAGCGAUUCGAUGGAAGGACCCCGGAACUGCGGCAUGCGUACAAUAUCUGCAAGCUGGGUCGGGAUUUUUUACCAGAAAAGCAAUUCCCAGGAUUUACGGAGCAUAUUAACUCCCUGACCGAUGACUUCAAUGCCCUCGGUAGGUUUAUCCUUCAGGUUCUGGCCCUGUCCCUAGGUGCUCCGGAGUCAUUCUUCAUCGACAAGCACUCGUACAUGUUGUCCGACGAUCGCUUUAAUCUGACCACCCUGCGGAUGCUCUACUACCCGCCGGUGGAGGACAUAAGUUCUAAAGACAUUGUUCGCUGUGGAGCCCACGCCGAUUACUGCACCUUCACCCUUCUCUCCCAGGAUUCGGAGGGAGGGUUGGAGGUGAAGCUGCGUGGCAGCGAUCAGUGGGAGAGGGUUGGUCAUCUGCCGGGAGCACUUUUUAUCAAUUGUGGCGAAACCAUGGCCUCGUGGACUAAUCAGCUCUAUCAUGCUUUGCAACAUCGAGUGGUGGUUCCUGAGCAGAAGGACACUCGCCAUCGGGGCCGUCACUCCAUGGCCUAUUUUUGUCAUCCCGAUAGCUCAACGCUGAUUGAUUCGAGAGACUUACAUAUUGAUUCGAAAAAUGAAGUAAUAUAUAAUGCAUAUGAUAUAACUAUGGCUUUGGCGAAAGGAGCUUAUGGCCAUAAUUACUCUUAGAGUUCAACUCAAGUUUAUAAUAUAAUAAUACAUCCUUACCCCAGUAGAUUUUUCUCGAUAUAUAAUAUAAGCUUAUUUUAGUUUAAACUAUGCUGUAAAUUGAUCUGCCUUUUUAUAUUUACUUAUUACUUACAUGUAUUUUAAAAACCCCAAAAGUAUAUAGCAUUAAACAUUUACGACAUUCAUGACAAGAUAA
Molecule: messenger RNA, 1234 nt
Organism: Drosophila kikkawai
Lineage: Eukaryota; Metazoa; Arthropoda; Insecta; Diptera; Drosophilidae
Molecular function (GO): 2-oxoglutarate-dependent dioxygenase activity
Source: RefSeq, a predicted model, not a curated record